Messenger RNA from Arabidopsis thaliana (thale cress), 4328 nucleotides. RefSeq names its product REF4-related 1 (gene RFR1). Gene Ontology annotation, biological process: regulation of phenylpropanoid metabolic process. NCBI's taxonomy places the organism in Eukaryota, Viridiplantae, Streptophyta, Magnoliopsida, Brassicales, Brassicaceae. Gene Ontology annotation, cellular component: nucleus; mediator complex. The record is from RefSeq and is marked reviewed. The transcript is spliced from 12 exons. The coding region runs from base 241 to 4170 and encodes 1309 amino acids.
CAUAAACAGUGGAGAGAUUUGUGAAAUGUGAACUCUUUUGACGUCUUUCUCAUAUUUCGUCUCGGGACAAUUCACACGCACUGAAUCAUCUCUCUCACGAGGACUAUUCAGCCAUUUGCAAACGCACACACAAACGCACACGCGUUUAUUUUUUUUUCGCCAAAUCAAAUCUGAAGAGUUCCUGUAUCUUUUAACCGCUCUUCUUCUUCUUCAGAGAGCUUCGUUGAUUGAACGGAAAAAAUGGUGGUUCCUGGACGGAGAACCGUCUGGGAUUGUGUGAUUGAGCUGACAAAGAUGGCUCAAGAGAACUGUGUCGAUCCUCGUCUUUGGGCUUCUCAGUUAUCAUCGAAUUUGAAAUUCUUCGCCGUGGAGUUACCGUCGACGGAGCUUGCGGAGGUUAUUGUUUCGUACAUUUGUUGGGAUAAUAACGUUCCUAUUGUUUGGAAGUUUCUUGAAAGAGCUAUGGCUUUGAAGCUUGUUUCUCCUCUCGUUGUUCUUGCUCUUCUCGCUGACAGAGUUGUUCCAACCCGGUCUACGCAACAAGCAGCUUAUAGAAUUUACUUGGAGCUGCUCAAGAGAAAUAUGUUCACCAUUAAAGAUCAUAUUAGUGGACCUCACUACCAGAAGGUCAUGAUUUCAGUAUCCAAUAUUCUUCGUCUUUCAGAGUUAUUUGAUCUGGACACAAGCAAACCUGGUGUGCUUUUAGUAGAGUUUGUUUUUAAGAUGGUGUCACAAUUGCUAGAUGCAGCGUUAAGUGAUGAAGGUUUGCUAGAGCUAAGCCAAGACUCGAGCUCCCAGUGGCUAGUUAAGUCUCAAGAUAUGGAAAUUGAUGCUCCUGAGAGAUAUAAUGAAAAGACUGGAUCACUAGAGAAGUUACAGAGUUUGAAUACCAUCAUGGCUAUUGAGUUGAUAGCGGAAUUCCUCAGAAAUACAGUGAUUGCGAGAUUGCUAUACUUGGUAUCUUCCAACAGGGCUUCGAAGUGGCAUGAAUUUGUCCAGAAAGUGCAGCUUCUUGGAGAAAAUUCAUCGGCUUUAAAACACUCAAAGGUUCUAAAUUCUGGGGAUCUAUUACAAUUGAUUUCGAAUAGACGAUUUGGGUAUUCUUAUGAUAGCAAAGUAACUUCAGCACGGAAAUCCAAUGCAAUUGUGGAUUUUGGAUCUCUCUCUUCCUAUGCUGGCUUAUGCCAUGGAGCAAGUCUCUCUUCACUUUGGCUUCCUCUUGAUCUAGUAUUUGAAGAUGCAAUGGAUGGAUAUCAAGUAAACCCAACUAGUGCGAUUGAAAUCAUUACCGGUCUAGCUAAAACACUUAAAGAAAUUAAUGGGAGCACUUGGCAUGACACUUUCUUGGGGCUUUGGAUAGCAGCUCUCCGACUUGUUCAAAGGGAAAGGGAUCCUAUUGAGGGACCUAUUCCUCGACUGGACACAAGGCUGUGCAUGUCAUUAUGUAUUGUGCCUCUUGUGGUCGCAAACCUUAUUGAAGAGGGGAAAUACGAAUCUGUCAUGGAAAAGCUGCGAGAUGACCUUGUUACAAGUUUGCAGGUCCUCGGUGAUUUCCCUGGAUUGCUGGCUCCUCCCAAAUGCGUUGUUUCUGCUGCCAACAAGGCUGCCACAAAGGCAAUCUUGUUUUUGUCUGGUGGCAAUGUUGGAAAGUCAUGUUUUGAUGUCAUAAACAUGAAGGACAUGCCUGUCAACUGCUCUGGAAACAUGCGCCACCUGAUAGUCGAGGCUUGUAUUGCAAGAAACAUACUGGAUAUGUCGGCUUAUUCGUGGCCUGGCUAUGUUAAUGGCCGAAUCAACCAAAUACCUCAGAGUCUGCCGAAUGAAGUACCCUGCUGGUCAUCAUUUGUGAAAGGGGCUCCACUAAAUGCCGCAAUGGUGAAUACAUUAGUUUCAGUUCCUGCUUCAAGCUUAGCAGAGCUCGAGAAACUAUUUGAGGUUGCAGUCAAAGGAUCGGAUGACGAGAAGAUAUCUGCUGCUACAGUUCUUUGCGGGGCAUCUCUCACACGGGGUUGGAACAUACAGGAACACACUGUUGAAUAUCUUACAAGAUUACUAUCCCCACCCGUUCCAGCAGAUUAUUCCAGGGCUGAAAAUCAUUUGAUUGGUUAUGCCUGCAUGUUGAAUGUUGUUAUUGUUGGGAUAGGAUCUGUUGACAGCAUUCAAAUUUUCUCUUUACAUGGCAUGGUUCCGCAACUUGCUUGCUCACUAAUGCCAAUUUGUGAAGAGUUUGGAUCUUACACCCCGAGUGUAUCAUGGACUCUUCCUUCUGGAGAAGCAAUAUCAGCAUAUUCUGUUUUCUCAAAUGCAUUCACUCUUCUUUUAAAGCUAUGGAGAUUCAAUCAUCCUCCUAUUGAGCAUGGUGUGGGAGAUGUUCCCACAGUUGGCUCCCAACUCACUCCUGAACAUCUUCUUUCAGUGCGUAAUUCUUAUCUUGUUUCGUCGGAGAUCCUUGAUAGAGACCGAAACAGAAAGAGACUUUCAGAAGUUGCAAGGGCAGCAUCUUGCCAGCCCGUGUUUGUGGACUCGUUCCCCAAGCUGAAAGUCUGGUAUAGGCAGCACCAAAGAUGCAUAGCAGCCACAUUAUCUGGACUUACACAUGGAUCUCCCGUUCAUCAGACAGUUGAAGCACUUCUCAACAUGACGUUCGGAAAGGUCAGAGGCAGUCAGACUUUAAAUCCAGUAAAUUCGGGCACAAGCAGUUCAUCAGGAGCUGCAAGUGAAGAUAGCAAUAUUAGACCUGAGUUUCCUGCUUGGGAUAUCCUCAAAGCCGUUCCAUAUGUUGUCGAUGCUGCUUUAACCGCUUGUACUCAUGGAAGGCUUUCGCCUCGUCAGUUAGCUACAGGGCUGAAAGACUUAGCAGAUUUUCUCCCGGCAUCAUUAGCAACGAUAGUAAGCUAUUUCUCAGCUGAGGUGAGUAGAGGUGUUUGGAAGCCAGUAUUCAUGAACGGCGUGGAUUGGCCAAGUCCAGCUACAAAUCUAUCCACUGUUGAGGAAUAUAUAACGAAAAUUCUUGCAACAACAGGCGUCGAUAUCCCUAGCCUUGCUCCAGGAGGGAGUUCUCCGGCAACGCUUCCUUUACCUCUAGCCGCAUUUGUUAGUCUAACCAUUACUUACAAAAUUGACAAAGCCUCAGAGCGGUUUCUCAACCUGGCUGGCCCAGCUCUGGAGUGCUUGGCUGCAGGCUGCCCUUGGCCUUGCAUGCCCAUUGUAGCUUCAUUAUGGACCCAAAAGGCGAAACGUUGGUUUGACUUCCUUGUUUUCUCUGCCUCUCGCACCGUCUUCCUUCACAACCAAGACGCUGUGAUUCAGCUCCUCAGAAACUGCUUCAGUGCCACUCUGGGUUUGAAUGCUGCCCCCAUGUCAAAUGAUGGUGGCGUUGGAGCUCUUCUUGGCCAUGGAUUCGGCUCUCAUUUCUAUGGAGGGAUCUCUCCUGUAGCACCAGGGAUUCUUUAUCUCCGUAUGUAUCGUGCUCUCAGAGAUACUGUCUCCGUAUCGGAAGAGAUUCUCUCUCUGCUGAUACAUUCGGUGGAGGAUAUAGCCCAGAACAGGCUCUCAAAGGAGAAGCUGGAAAAGCUGAAGACAGUGAAGAACGGAUCAAGAUACGGCCAAAGUUCUCUAGCAACAGCAAUGACUCAAGUGAAGCUUGCUGCUUCGCUGAGUGCCUCGUUGGUAUGGCUAACCGGUGGCUUAGGUGUGGUCCACGUUCUCAUCAAAGAAACGAUCCCAUCUUGGUUUCUAUCAACUGACAAAUCAGACCGAGAACAAGGACCAUCGGAUCUAGUUGCAGAGCUAAGAGGUCAUGCCCUUGCCUACUUUGUGGUCCUAUGUGGAGCACUUACUUGGGGCGUGGAUUCAAGAUCAUCUGCAUCCAAACGCCGCCGCCAAGCAAUCUUGGGAAGCCACUUGGAGUUCAUCGCGAGUGCCUUAGAUGGGAAAAUAUCAGUGGGAUGUGAAACAGCAACUUGGCGAACAUAUAUUUCCGGUUUGGUGAGUCUAAUGGUGAGCUGUUUGCCGCUCUGGGUGACAGAGAUCGAUACAGAAGUGUUAAAGAGUCUAAGCAAUGGACUAAGAAAAUGGGGAAAAGACGAGCUAGCGAUUGUAUUACUCUCCUUGGGAGGUCUCAAAACAAUGGAUUACGCAGCUGAUUUCAUCAUUCAUUUGCGUUCAUAGCUUCUUAAAAAGUUUUGAUCUUCUCCAGAUUUCAGAUAGUUGUUUGAUAGAUGUUUUUCUUCUAGUGUUUGCUUCCUUGUUGUGACUUGUGUUCUCUAGCUCCAGUGUUGUGUGAUGAAAUCAAUCACGCAUAUGUAUAGAGAGAAACAGAAAAAAAA